AUGAAGUCGAGUCUAUUUUUGAGCGCUCUAGUCUUUGCACUGAGCGCCUCGUCUCAGGCGACCACCUAUGACACAACUUGGGCAGGGCCAGUACGAAUAGCGGAGCGCUUCAAUGGCACCGCGGGCGGCUUCGAUCGCGUCGAGGCCACGCUCGUGAUGCCCGAGCUCAGCAUUCCGGCGAACCCGCGCCAGCAAUCAGACGAAUACACGGCAAGCUUUUGGAUCGGCUUCUCUGGUUUCUUGUCCUCUGCAACUGCCCUCUCUGGCCUAUGGCAGGCUGGCGUUGUCAUGUCCAUUUGGGAAAACGGAACGACAGAGUAUACGGGUUUCUACGAGUGGGUGCCAGAAGACCCAAUUCAAGUCAAUGCUACUGACCUGGCCAUAUCUGCCGGCGACCACCUUGAAGUCAUUCUGACCACCACAAACAACGGACUGGUCGGAUCCGUCGUCAUGACCAACCUCAACACCAGCCAGCAGUUCUCAUACAGCCAAGAUGCGCCUGUAUCGUGGCGCGGGCCGACCUGGCCUGCUCUCGGAACCUCGGCCGAGUGGAUCAUGGAAGCCGGAACUUAUCUCAACGGGCCACAAUAUAUCUUCCCUGACUGGAGCAAUGCAACUAUCAUCGGUGCAAAGGCUUGCUAUAGUGCCGAUUCAGCUUGCUUCCCGCCCGUGUCUGCAGACAAUACGUCGCUCAAUGCCAUGACGGCUGUCUACUGGAAUGAUACCCAGACACUGUAUACAAAGUCUUACGUUGAGAACGAUGUAGUCACGAUAGAGUAUGUAGAGGAGGUUGUGGAUUUAAGCUAG
Messenger RNA from Pestalotiopsis fici W106-1, 807 nucleotides. RefSeq lists its product as uncharacterized. Gene Ontology annotation, molecular function: glutamic-type endopeptidase activity. NCBI's taxonomy places the organism in Eukaryota, Fungi, Ascomycota, Sordariomycetes, Amphisphaeriales, Sporocadaceae. The record is from RefSeq and is a predicted model, not a curated record. The transcript has 2 exons. Bases 1 to 807 code for a protein of 268 amino acids. Gene Ontology annotation, biological process: proteolysis.